This is a messenger RNA of Pelobates cultripes (western spadefoot toad), 17738 nucleotides long. NCBI's taxonomy places the organism in Eukaryota, Metazoa, Chordata, Amphibia, Anura, Pelobatidae. The record is from the annotation of a GenBank genome assembly.
CUCUUAUUAGUAACACAGAGCAUGGCUCGCCUGGCACUGGUGGGACACCUAUUGUGGGGGGAGCGUUCAGCAACGGAAGUGCAAGGGAGGUGGAGAUUACCCAGCAGGCAUUGCGGCCGGUCUGUUGCUGAGCACGUUGUGUCUAUUACCGGCUCGUUGUGUCUCCUCAGCGUUCGAUCAUGGAAGGCCCGCUCGCAGUGCUCGGGGAGCGCAGUACCGGGGAGGCAGUGAGGAGCCAGAAUGGUAAAUACCGGGGGCGCUCUCAUGGAUUAGCGGUGCGGCCCUCAGUGCCUGUCAGACACAAUGGAAUGAGGGGGGGAGGGCCGGCCGCAUCGUGCUCCGUGCUGCCUCAUGUUCCCAUCUCCAUCCCACUAACCCAGCGAAUCCCAGUAACAGCCAGACUGACAGAAACUGUCCACAUGUGAUCAGAGCUGUGGGAGUUUCUUCUCUAGAUCUUUAUUUCUGCAGUUGCAAUUAUGGUUUUAAAUUGCUGUAAUUUAGAGUUUAGUGAAUAAACCUCUGUAGGCUCCCAAUAGUCACCGUGUUUUUAAAAAAUAAAUAAAUAAAAUACAAACUGCUUGCUCAAAUAAAUAGAUGUUCUUAGGAGAUGACUCAAUGUAGUUAUGUGUUGGAAAUAUUACUUGCAGUCAAACCUUGUGGAGGUUGGCUGAAGGGACACAAAGCACCAAGUUCAAUUAAUAUUGUCAAGCGCUACGGAAUCUGUUGGCGCUAUAUAAAUGGCAAUAAUAAUAACCAUAAUGAAGUAGUUUUGGUGCAAAGACAUUGUCUCUUUUGUUUGGAGCUCUAAAACAUUGCGAUUUCUGAAAAACUGCAGUAUUUAUGUGCUGUCUAAGCCACACCUCUAAUGGAUGUCAAACUGGCUUCAACAUAAAAAAACUCUACGUUUUUAGAGGUCACACAGCAUAAUGAAUUUAAAUGCAUUCAUUGCUUGGUGCCUUCUGCACUUUAGUUCAAUCACUGCUGUCUAUGUAUUUAUCUAUUACUGGCUUUUAUAAAGCAUCAACAUUUUCUGCAGCGAUGUACAGGUCGAAGUAUACAUUCUAUGUUAUAAUUGUAGAUGAUGACACUGGCCCUGGGUAAUGCUACAGGUAUCGUCUGACUACCCUCAAAUGGUUUGACAUACAUGGGACUCCGCUCAGAUUCUUGGCGACAUAGUUAUAGCACCUUGAUUAUAUUAAGUUGCUGCUAGAAAAGUUGGCUGUCCACCGAGCAGGUUGAAGGAGAGUGUUAACAAAUACAUUAGAUCAGUAUACUAACCCCUUCCGGCUUACAGGAUUAUUCGAUAAAGUGAGAAUUGUCAGAAUUUUAAAGUGUAUAUAAAGUUUAAUAGCUGAAAAAACUGGCCUGCAGAAUUUUUUUAACUUUGGCUAUUUUAUCUUAAAUUUUUACAUUCACUUGAAUUCCCAGUUAAAUCUACUUUAGCGAAUAACCCUGACAGUCUUGGACAUCUCAGGUGUUGUGGUGGCACUGUGGACCUGAGUUCAAAUCAGUAGCUGCCUAUCCAGUCCUAUACUCGUUUUCCUGGCACUAUAGUGCCCCGAGGGUGCCCCCACCCUCAGGGACCCCCUCCCGCCGGGCUCUGGAGAGAGGAAGGGGUUAAACACUUACCUUUCUCCAGCGCCGGGCGGGGAGCUGUACUCCUCCUUGCUCGCGACGUCAUCGGCUGAAUGCGCAUGCGCGGCAGGAGGUCGCAUAGGAAAGCAUUUACAAUGCUUUCCUAUGGAUCCUCUCGUGAUUUUCACAGUGAGAAGCAUUAGCGCCUCUGCGUCAAUGAGACAGCCACUAGAGUUUCUGGAGGCUGGAUUAACCCUCAGUAUAAACAUAGCAGUUUCUCUGAAACUGCUAUGUUUAUAAAAAAAAAAAAGGGUUAAUCCUAGAGGUACCUGGCACCCAGACCACUUCAUUAAGCUGAAGUGGUCUGGGUGCCUAGAGUGGUCCUUUAAAGGGACACUGUAGGCACCCUGACCACUUCGACUCAUAGAAGUGGUAUGGGUGCAGUGUCCCUUUUGCACUUAGUGCUGCAGUGUUAAACAUUGCGUUUCUAGAGAAACUGCAGUGUUUACAUUGCAGCACUAAGUCAGCCCCUAGUGGCUGUCUACCAGUUUGGAAAUGGACACUUGGUCGGGUAUCUGACAUUGGGCGUCCUCACGCUUUGAUUCAAUGCUUUUCUAUGGAGAGGUCUAAUGUGCUCGUGGCAUUAGUGCCCAAUCGUGGGACAUCGGAGUGGUCAAAGCAUAGGCGCUGGGAUCAUGUUAGUAAAGGGGUUUUUAACCCUUUAUUUACGGGAGGCAUGGGGAGUGAUUUUUGCCAGGAAUACAGCUUUGUGUUCCUGGCACUAUAGUAUGUUUUCCUGGCACUUUGAGGCACACCAACAGUCUAGGUUUUGUCAGUGUCCCAUUGGAACAAAACUGGGAAACUAUUGCAGUAGUUCAUGAAACUGUUUUACAGAUUACUCUGGGAGGGUGCUAGCAGGCUGUAGUGUUUAUUCCUUAGCAUUUGUAGGCAUUCCCAUUUUAGUACCACUUCUUCGUUCUACAGAUCUAGUGGCUAUGCUAAUGGGAUAAAGUAUUCUCUACUGUCAUCUGAAGGAAAAUGGUUAUGUUUCUUUUCCUAUAUGAAAUGGCAGUACAUAAACUUUUAUAUCCCUGCAAAAAAAAAUAUUUAUUUAUUUAUUAUUGGCAUUUAUAUAAUGCCAACAUAAUCUGUAGUGUUUUGCAAUAUUAUAAGGAGGAGAGAUUUAACCAUAAAUGAGGCACUUAAAAGAACAAUAUGUUAAAGAGGAUCCUGUUUAAACAAGCUUACAGUCUAGAGGAGGUGGGGUAUAAGACAUGAGAUAUAAGUCUGAGAGGCAAUCAAGACAAGGCAGAGUGUAAGCAGAGUGCUGGCUGGAGGAGAGAGUAGAGUGCUGGCAUUGAGGAGAGAGUAGAGUGCUGGCAUUGAGGAGAGAGUAGAGUGCUGGCAUUGAGGAGAGAGUAGAGUGCUGGCAUUGAGGAGAGAGUAGAGUGCUGGCAUUGAGGAGAGAGUAGAGUGCUGGCAUUGAGGAGAGAGUAGAGUGCUGGCAUUGAGGAGAGAGUAGAGUGCUGGCAUUGAGGAGAGAGUAGAGUGCUGGCAUUGAGGAGAGAGCAAGGGACAGGUAUGUGAGGUAGAGAUUACUGUGGGAGGCCAUAAGCUUUCCUUAAAAGAUGGUUUUUAAGGUGGUACUUAAACGAUUGACGACUAGGGGAGAAUCUGAUAGUGGUAGACGGCUAUUCCAAAGGAAAGGAGCAGACUACGGGAAGUCCUGCAAGUGUGAGUUGGCCAUACAGGUGUGAAAAGUGGCCAGGAGAAGGUCAUGAGCACAGCAGAAAGACCGAGAAUGGCACACACAUGGAUCAGUGAAGAGAUAUGAGGGGCUAGAAUUCUUCAGUGCUUUAUAGGUAUGGAUUAAAGCUUUGAACUGACUCCUGUAGUAGCAUAAGAAAGGGGCGGAUGCAGGUAAUGUUUUUGAGGUGGAAUUGGAAGGAUUUGGUAACAGACUUGAUGUGAGGCUAGGAUCCGAUAUAAUGCCAAGACACCGCGCUUGCAAGGAUAGGCUGAUGUGGGUACCACUAACUUAAUCAUUUUAAUAACUAAUAUAUAAUAUUUUUUUGUUUGGUUUUUACUGUGGGAGGGGAAUCUCUAAUGAUUUGGUAACAGGUGGAGUAUGGAGAGGGGGCUCUCAUGAGUGGUUGAGAGUAGAAUAGAACAUGUACAGUUGGAGUUUUCUGAGUUUUAAUUGAUAUGCUUAAUUAGAGGGGCAGCAAUCUAAUCUGUCACAGUUUGUUAUUGAAUGGGCAAGUGGUGCACCGUCUAAUGGGUCUGUCUUCUUCAGCAUCUUAUUAGUGAUCUACCUUUUGAUGGGACACUACUAAGACCCAUCUGAUCACCACACUAUAUUGAGUGUCAGAUUUGCUGUCAAGCUUCUGUAUUUAAUGGAUUUUUAAGAGCAGUUAGUAAACAUUCUUAAAUUCCCAAACAUUUCCUAAUAAAAAAAAUAAAUAUUUAUUUAAAAAGUUAGAAAUGCCAUCAAGUUAAGCCUGUGAAGAAUGUCUAUGUUUUAACAAUUCUAGUAAUGAACUGAUCAUGUCUGCACUUUCCUCCCCCUUCCAGUUAUGGCUGCCGCAUCUAUUGCAAAUAUUGUGAAAAGUUCGCUUGGUCCCGUUGGUCUGGAUAAAAUGCUAGUAGAUGAUAUUGGUGUAAGUACAAAUUCAAGUACUUAAUGUUCAAAAGAAGGCUAUUAGUCCUGUUUUUGCAAUGGCCAGCAUUGUUUACUGCUAUCCUACGGGAACUGUUUUAGCUCUUUUGAAAUUAAAGUUUGUAUUACAUAUCAAAUUAACAGAGUUCAUGUUUCACCUGAAAUUGUGCAUAAAACUAUUAUGAAUAAAUUGAUAGGUAUUUAUGGAGUUUAUUCACUACACACUGGUUUACAAUGUGGUAAACAGUCAUUCAGAGCACCAUGAUUUGAAGUAAUCAUGGUACCUAGAGCCUGUGUGCAGCAUUUCCCUAUGAAACACUACAGAUACAGAGUUUAACCUCUGUGCUACCGAAGGUGUUAUUUAAUCUCUGGCAGCAUCAUUCGCCAGCCAGGAAUAGGAGUUCUUGGCUGGCUAAUGUCAAUAUAGUGCAUAUUUCCAUGCAUUUAAAGGACCACUAUAGUGCUAGGAAAACAUACUUGUUUUCCUGGCACUGUAGUGCCCUGAGGGUGCCCCCACCCCCAGGGACCCCCUUCUGCCGGGCUGGAUGGAGAGGAAGGGGUUAAACUUACCUCUUUCUCCAGCGCCGGGCGGGGAGCUCUCAUCCUCUUCGGCUGAAUGUGCAUGCGCGGCAGGAGCUGCGCGCGCAUUCAGCCAGUCCAUAGGAAAGCAUUCUCAACAGUGAGAAGCCCUCUAGCGGCUGUCAAUGAGACAGCCACUAGAGGCUGGAUUAACCCUAUUAUAAACAUAGCAGUUUCUCUGAAACUGCUAUGUUUAUAUUAAAAAAGGGGGGGGGGGGGUUAACCCAAGCUGGACCUGGCACCCAGACCACUUCAUUAAGCUGAAGUGCUCUGGGUGCCUAUAGUGGUCCUUUAAUUGUGUAAUUGCCUGAGAGCAAUUAGCUGAUGCUAUCAGCCAAUGAAUGGUGACUGGAUAUGCAUCCUUCUUCUGCAGCUCUGUAGAAUUCAGAUGUAAGUCAACGGAGCUAGAAGGACCCUCGGUACCCGGUGGGGAGCCAGGUAAGAGGGCAAACCAUUACAAAACAGUCUGCCUUAUUACUGGGAAACCGGGCCAAUGUACUCCUGGCAUCAUAACCACUACAGCGUGCUGUGGUUAUUAAGAUGCUCGUAGUAACCCUUGCUGCUUACACACUUACUCAGCAUGGUUGUAAAUUUAUUUUGAACUCUGUUUUGGAUUACAUUUUGCAAGCCUUAUGCUAGCGCUCUUGUUAAGAAACAAAUACAAUAAUAUUUUACCUACUUGUUCAACAUUUUGUAAUUUAGAUGUAGGGUUUUGUCACAUAUCAAAAAUGCUGUUCCAUUUAUUUGUUUUAUUUUUUAAUGUAUAAGAUUUUUGAAGUGUUUUCCCAUCUUUUGUGACAACAGAUCUACUUUAAAGCUUGAAACAGUGGUUGUGAUUGUCUCUAAAAUUGUUUGUUUUUCCAAAUUAGGAUGUGACCAUAACAAAUGAUGGUGCUACCAUAUUGAAACUAUUGGAUGUAGAACAUCCUGCAGCCAAAGUACUCUGUGAGCUGGCAGAUCUCCAGGACAAUGAAGUUGGAGAUGGUACAACCUCAGUAGUAGGUUUCUUUCUAGGAUCUUUCUCUCUAGAGUGUGUGUUUUUUUUUUGUAUUUUUAGAUUUAUAUUCAUGUAAAUGGAAUUAAUUGGCCAAGACCUAGGAAGAAUUGAUAUCACUUUCAUAACAUGAAAGAAGAUUAAAGUCCAUCAAAUUCAAUCCUGAAGCCCAUUUUUAAUGCUGUUCAUCCAAGAGAAGGCAAAAAGCAACAAUUUUUGUAGGUAAAUCCUAUUAUGCCAUACAACAAAUGGGAAUCAGAUUUCUCCUUGGAUCAACCACCUGUUUACAUACAUAUCAAUUAUAUCCCUGAAUAUUAUGUUUAUGCAAAAAAGCAUCCAAGUGUGUGUGUUUUUUUUUUUUUUUUGUUUUUUUUUUAAAUUCUUUAUUUUGGUUGUGCAGAUGAUCACAAGAUGUAAACAGACGCCACAACAGAGUGUUGCAAGUAUAGAUAUUAGACAGUGGCAUUGAAACAGGCACAUUUUUUUUAAAUUUAGAUAACUUGCGUUGCUAAACAUUUGCUUUGUCAGAGUGGUGAUUAAAUGAACGUUGUUCAGCAGGUUAGUUAGAGUACAAGAAGCAACUGCUCACAUAGCUAGUGCGAUGGCAUUAGAGUUAGGGUUGUAUGCACAUUCUAUGUGUAUGGUUCAAAUAACGAUUAUUAAGGUACAUGCUAUAUAAAAUAAUGUCAAGUGUGGAUUUCUCCACACUGCUUGAGAGUAACCACCAGGGGGCAGAGAGUCCCUGAGCUUGUCGGACUAAGCACAUAUGUGUGCUUAGGCAUUUUUCUAUGCAGUUCUGCAGUAUUAAAAUCAUUAAUAGUAAAAGCAAAAAAGAAAAUCAAGGAGAUGGUAAACAGUGUGUUUUUUUUUUAAUAUUAUUAUUUAUUUAUUUUUAUUUAUUAUAUAUGGACAUUUUCUUUAGUGAUAUCUGAAGAGGGGGCUUGACAGGAAAUGUUCAGAGGACUCGUGUAAAUGUUAAACGGUGUUCAAGUGGACUCACCACGUAUUAUUGGACAGAGCUUGGGGGCUCCUUGCUCUAUAACCAGUACUGGGUGCUAUAAUGGUUUAUAGUGCUUAGACUACCCUUAAAAUUGCUGACUUUAGGAAGAUCUGUAAUGUGAAACUAGGAUAAAUUCUCACAUCUAAUAAUAACAUUGCUAUUAAACAUUCCACUGUAUAUAAAACCAACUUCUUCUUAACAGGUCUUCUAGGAAAAAAUAAGCUAAAUUUAUUUUUAUUGCAUGCAAGUUAUUGGGAGCAGUGUUUACAUUGCAGCACUAAGUCAGCCCCUAGUGGCUGUCUACCAGUUUGGAAAAGGACCUUUGGUCGGGUAUCUGAUGUUGGGCGUGCUCACGCUUUGCUUCAAUGCUUUCCUAUGGAGAGGUCUAAUGUGCUUGUGGCAUUAGUGCCCAAUCGUGGGACAUCGGAGUGGUCAAAGCAUAGGCGCUGGGUUCAUGUAAGUAAAUAAAGGGUUUAUAACACUUUAUUUACACGAGGCAAGUGGAGCGAUUUGAUUUUUUUUUUUUUUUUCAAGGAAUACAGUUUUGUGUUCCUGUCACUAAACUGUUUUGCUGGCUCUUUAAGGCACACCAACAGUCUAGGUUUUGUCAGUGUCCCAUUGGAACAAAACUGGGAAACUAUUGCAGUAGUUCAUGAAACUGUUUUACAGAUUACUCUGGGAGGGUGUUAGCAGGUUGUAGUGUUUAUGCUUUGAUUGCUCUUCCAAGGAGUUAGCUUGUUAAAAUGCAUUUGUAGGCAUUCCCAUUUUAGUACCACUUCUUCGUUCUACAGAUCUAGUGGCUAUGCUAAUGGGAUAAAGUAUUCUCUACUGUCAUCUGAAGGAAAAUGGUUAUGUUUCUUUUCCUAUAUGAAAUGUCAGUACAUAAACUUUGAUAUCCCUGAAUAUUAUGUUUAUGCAAAAAAGCAUCCAAGUGUUUUUUUAUUUUUUAUUAUUAUAAUAUAUGAACUUCUGCAUUAGUGAUAUCUGAAGAGGGGGCCUUGACAGGAAAUGUUCAGAGGACUCGUGUAAAUGUCAAACGGUGUUCGGAUGGAAUCACUACGUAUUAUUGGACAGAGCUUGGGAACUCCUUGCUCUAUAACCAGUACAGGGUGCUAUAAUGGUUUAUAGUGCUUAAAAUACCCUUAAAGGACCACUCUAGGCACCCAGACCACUUCAGCUUAAUGAAGUGGUCUGGGUGCUAGGUCCCUCUAGGAUUAACCCUUUCUGCUGUAAACAUAGCAGUUUCAGAGAAACUGCUAUGUUUAGAUAUGGGUUAAUCCAGCCUCUAGCAUGCGCAUUCAGCCGAUGACGCCAGUAGAAGGAGGAGAUUCCCCAGCGCCGAGGGAGCCCAGCGCUGGAAAAAGGUUUUAACCCCUUCCUCACCCCAGAACCUGGCAGGAGGGGGGCCCUGAGGGUGGGGGCACCCUCAGGGCACUAUAGUGCCAGGAAAAGGAGUAUGUUUUCCUGGCACUAGAGUGGUUCUUUAACCCAUUAAGGACCAAACUUCUGGAAUAAGGGAAUCCUGACAUGUCAUACAUGUCAUGUGUCCUUAAGGGGUUAAAAUUGCUGACUUUAAGAAGAUCUGUAAUGUGAAACUAGGAUACAUUCUCACAUCUAAUAAAAACAUUGCUAUUAAACAUUCCACUGUAUAUAAAACCAACCUCUUACAUGAGGUCUUUUAGGAAAAAAUAAGCUAAAUUUAUUUUUAUUGCAUGCAAGUUAUUGUGAAUUAUAAGGGAAUAAUCCAUUGCAAGCAAGUCACUGAAGAUCCUAAUAUGUCUGUGCCCCCUACCUUGAAUUUUGUUAUACUAGUACUUCCGUUGUGAUCUGCAAGGCAAAAUAAAUCUUUCAUGUGUAUACAUUCAUAAGGUGUUCUAGUUUGUAAAAGAACUCUGCAAACUGUCUUCUAUGCUUAUAAGCCGUAUGCAGGGGUGGAGUGCAGCAUGCGGCCAUUGUGCCAUUUAGCAGUUCUUGUUUCAUAAGUUUCCUGCCUGACAUUGAUGUGCUUCUCUUGCCUUUGCAUUGUUGAACAUAGGUGUGUGGAAUGCAGAUAGUUAUAACUUAUACUUGUUUAACUUUUGUAACAUCUAUGAUUACUUUAAGGUUAUCAUUGCUGCAGAGCUUCUAAAGAAUGCCGAUGAGCUUGUUAAGCAAAAAAUCCAUCCCACGUCUAUAAUUGGGGGCUACCGUCUGGCUUGCAAGUGAGUUUAUAUUCUAUUUUGGUAACGUGUGUUCUGUUUCUUGGGCAUCUUUAUUGGUCCUUUACAAUUAAUGAAAAGUUUCUCAGUUGUGUUUUUUAUGGGCCUGACUCUAUUCUGGCAGGAUUUGUCAGCCUGUCCCCAGCUGAUUCUGACCUGUGCUGGGCUUUGCCAGCUACCCAGCACCAAUCACAGUGUAAACUGCUGGGAACCAGGGCUCCAUUUAGAACUAUACAAAAUGUAAUUCUGAAAACGGCAGCAGAUUGAGGCAACUUACCACCAUAUACUGUGAUAAAUCGCAACCCCAUUUCUAACCAUAAUUGAUAUUGGCAGUGGUUUGGUAUUGGGGUUGGAUUUGAGAGUAGGGGUAGGGCUAUAGUUAGUGUUGGGGUAGGUUAGCUGUAGGUUAAGUUUAAGCUAAGGUACAUGUUAAUGCUGGUUAUGGGAUAAAGGUAUUGUAGGUUUGCUGUUAAUAGUAAGAUUAGGCAUAUGCUUAGUGUAUUAGUUGGGUAAGGGUUAUGGUUGGUGUAAGAUUAGUGUUGGCUGUCUAAAUUUAGAUGCUCAACGUAUUAGACCAUGGUGACCAAAAGGUAAAUCCUCAGAUGUUUAAAACGACAGCUUCAAUUCUAAAGGCAUGCAAAUCAUCGGUGUUGUCCUACAACAUCUGGGGAUCUACCUAUUGGGCAUUUAAUAGUCAGUACUCGCAUUUGACUUAUGUAAUCAGUUGCUCUCGAUUUUGUAAAAAAAAAAAAAAUUAUUAUAAGCAAAAAUUUGAAAAAAGUAGUUUUUUGGGUAGGGGGGUUCUCUCCCACUUUCCCAUGUUUAACAUUUUAUUUACAUGUUAUGUAAGGUAUACAUAUAGGAUGUUAAAGUCCUUUCCGUCCAUUAAAAAUGGUAUGUAAUAUGUAUGGGGAACUUGGAGUGGAACAAACAUAUAAGCAAAUUCAUGUUUUUUUUUUUGUUUUGGUUCAGAAUGUGGACAGUAUAUACUCAAAGCAACAGAACAACUCUGCAUGAUUGCACACAUGAUUUCACUCUUCUAACUUACAGUAGCUUAAGAUACUUUCUUACCUUUUUUCAUUACCUGUAUAAUGUAUUAAAUAUGUUUCUAUUACCCCAUAGUUUUAUAACCAGUUAUAAUACAACGAUUAACACUUUAUUCUCCUCAUUUAGGGAAGCCGUAAGAUAUAUCAAUGAAAAUCUCACUAUUAAUACUGAUGAGCUUGGACGAGAAUGUCUCCUUAAUGCUGCUAAAACCUCAAUGUCUUCUAAGAUUAUUGGAGUGUAUCCUUUUUGCUUAAAAAGAGUAUGCAAGAUUCACUUAGUGACUAUGUUGUUUUUUUGUUUUGUUUUUUUUUGUUUUUGUUUUUUGUCAAUUCACUGCAGUGUGGACAUCUCCAUUAUUUCUCACAUUAUAUUUGGAUGUUUAUGCCUUUACUCUAAUGUUCAGUGAUAGUGACUUCUUUGCCAGCAUGGUUGUUGAUGCAGCACUUGCUGUGAAGUUUACAGAUCCAAGGGGUCAAGCACGGUACCCUAUUAACUCUGUAAAUGUUCUAAAAGCCCAUGGACGAAGUCAGAAGGAAAGUGUGCUUGUGAAUGGAUAUGCACUCAACUGUAUAGUGGGAUCACAGGGUAUGUAUUUUAAUUUAUGCUUUCAAAUUCAUGUCAUAAACUUGUUCAUUGACAGUUGAUGGCUUUUAUUUCCCACCUUUGUUGCACUCUAUUGAAACUAUAAAAGGGACAUGCAUCACUCUGAGACAACUCUCAUUCAAAAGCCUUUGCUUUUAAUGACAAAAAGUCUGCCGGUUGGUAGAAAAAAAUCCCUUCAAUAUGUUUUCCCUCCCGCACCACAUAUUUACCUCCUUUUUCUUUCUCAUGCUUUUCACAACCACUCCGGGGGUCACUGAUCUAAACAAUCAGUGCCCCACAUUUACACAUGUUUUCCUUAUAUACUUUUAGAAGUUUUAUUUGAUUUAACUUGGUUUGCAUAUUUGUUUAAAAGAGUUUGCUUGCUGGUUUUAAAAACAAAACAAUUAUCAAGUAAAGCAUGUAACUUUUGCACCUUUAGAAUAUCAAUAUUAAGCAACAGUUUAAAAAAUUCCUCAGUUAGAAUGAGUUAAGUUAAACAAUCAAGAGAACUCCAAAGAUAUAUAUAUACUGAUAUCUAUAUUUUAUAAUAAUGUGUGUAUAUAUUAAGUAAUGGAGUAUAGAUUGUGUAUGGAUAUAUGGUAAUUGAAAACCUGUGUAGACUAAGUGAGUACUUUUAGAUCUCUUUUGAGUUGUGAGUUUGAUGUUUACAUUUAUUUGUAUUUAUUUUAUUUUUUCAUCUUUAGGAAUGAACAAAAGAAUUGUAAAUGCAAAAAUUGCUUGCCUUGACUUCAGCCUGCAAAAAACUAAAAUGAAGCUUGGUGUCCAAGUGAUUAUUUCAGAUCCAAGCAAAUUGGACCAGAUCAGACAAAGGUGCAAUUUACACACAUAAAUAAUAAAAUAUCUUUGAAUAAUCUCAAAUGAAAUACUUCUGUCUUCUCAUACAAACAUCCUUUGACUUUUUUUUCCCAUUUUAUUUGCUGCCAUAUACUUUUAAUGGUAUGAGCAGUUAUACGCGUGGGAUAAACUAAUGUGUCUUCUGCUUGUUUCUGCAAAUACUUGUUGUUUUGCUGCUGAAGCAGAGUCCCAACAUGAUUCAUUUUCAUAAGUGUUAUUUAUAGUUGUAGUUUGGCAUGUGCUGCUUGGCUUCAAUAAAUGCUUCUCUUUAGCUCAUGCAAUCUGUUUUUAUUAUGUGUUGACACUUGUAUUAACACACAUUCUAGGGAGUCUGAUAUUACAAAAGAGAGAAUUCAGAAGAUCCUGGCCACGGGGGCUAAUGUUAUACUUACAACUGGUGGAAUUGAUGACAUGUGCCUCAAGUACUUUGUGGAUGUGGGUGCAAUGGCUGUACGCAGAGUUCUUAAAAAGGAUUUGAAACGCAUUGCUAAAGCUACUGGAGGUAAGUAAAUGUUAAUAGUACUUUUUAUUUUAUUUGGGGGGAGGAGAGGCAGGAGAGAGUGAGUCAUUUAUUUGAUAUUUUGCAUUGCUUGUCAGCCAAACCUGUGUGCAGAGGUUUAGGAAGGAUAUACAGCUAAGGGCUUACUUAAUGAAAUGCAAAGAGAGUCUGUGCAAAUAGACCUAAUAGUCGAAAAACGGUGUAUUUUAAGGUAAAUUGCCGGUUCUGCUGCAAGGAGGGAUAAUCCACUUAAAGGACCACUAUAGUGCCAGGAAAACAUACUCGUUUUCCUGGCACUAUAGUGCCCUGAGGGUGCCCCCACCCUCAGGGACCCCCUCCCGCCCGGCUCUGGAAGGGGGAAAGGUGUUUAAACUUACCUUUUUCCAGCGCUGGGCGGAGAGCUCUCCUCUUCCUCUCCGCCUCCAUUACGCCCCGCCGGCUGAAUGCGCACGCGCGGCAAGAGCUGCGCGCGCAUUCAGCCGGUCUCAUAGGAAAGCAUUUACAAUGCUUUCCUAUGGACGCUGGCGUGCUCUCACUGUGAUUUUCACAGUGAGAAGCACGCAAGCGCCUCUAGUGGCUGUCAAUGAGACAGCCACUAGAGGAUUAGGGGGAAGGCUUAACCCAUUCAUAAUUAUAGCAGUUUCUCUGAAACUGCUAUAAUUAUGAAAAAAUGGGUUAACCCUAGAAGGACCUGGCACCCAGACCACUUCAUUAAGCUGAAGUGGUCUGGGUGCCUAGAGUGGUCCUUUAACAGUAUAUUCCAGUGGGAGGAUCCCUCUCGUGCAGCAGUGCCUGAUGGGGGGAAAGGCUCUGUAAUGCAAGUUCCCCAUGUAGUCCACUCUGGGAAUACCCCUGGGAUGGCACUCAGGAAACCCAUUGCAUAGGGAAUUGUAUAAAUUGUGGAGCCUGUGAAUAAAGCCUUCAGUUGACUCUCAGAACUGUUUCGUCCGGUUACUGGGAGAUUUGGGAUAUUGCCUUGCUUUUCAGCGCUUGACUAUGGAUUACCUUCUGAACCAGCGGAGAUCAUGGGAUUUAAUAUAUUUAUUUUAAUACUAAUAUAUGUACUUAUAUUAAUAUUAAAUACACUUUGUAUGACGAUAGAUAUAUAUAAAUUUCUAUUUUAAACAUGUUUAAUUCUUUUUUUUUUUUUUCUUUCCUACCAGCAGGGGGACUGUCUUACAUUUUAGACAGUCCUCCUGCUGGCAGAUCCACAGCCAGCUAUAGGGGGCCAUGUGAUCGUUCUUUGAGAGCGAUCACAUGGCCCUGGGGGAGGGCUGCCUGGGCUGUCAGGCAGCCCUCCAGAAGAGGAUCGCGGCGGAGGAAAGUCCACCGGACCUCCUGGGGCUGCAAGCCGUUACAGCGUUCUAUGCCGCCGCAACGGCUUUAAAGCCCUUUUAAUGUGGGACGGCAUAGAACGCCGUUAAGGGGUUAAUAUGAUUAGUGGAAGCGCAGCUGAGGGCUCAGUUGGAUAUCCCAUAAGACAAACCUGCACAACAUAUGGCGCGUCAAAGGAUUUUAGGCGGUCCACGAGGAACACUGCACCGAGGUUGGCACAACGAGGAGGCCCAUCGGGUGGCAUGUGUUUUGGAGGGAAAUGUCUGUGCAAGCUUUAGAAACUAGUAACGUGGCUACAUAAAUCUUGAAGUACAGAUGAUGCAUGAAUACAAAAUUGUAUUAAACAUUUGUCAUUUGAUUUAACAGCAACAAUUUGUUCAACACUUGCAAACUUGGAGGGCGAGGAAAGUUAUGAAGCAUCAAUGUUGGGUCAAGCAGAAGAAGUCGUGCAAGAGAGAAUAUGUGAUGACGAGCUGAUCCUAGUUAAAAAGUUAGUGCACCUCACUCAGACACAUUUAAAGUAAUCCCAUUUUAUUGCUGCCAUGCUUGUCUGUGCAAUGUGCAGUUAUACGCGUGGGAUAAAGUAUUGCGUUGUCUCUGAAAUUUUGGAUAAACUUGUUUGUGUUCUACUCCUGUUUCAGAGGCUACACACGUCACCCAUUCACCCGCUUCUCCUCCCAGAAAUUACCUGAUGAUGAUCCUCCUAGUGUAAUUUGCCAAACUGUCUUAUGUCUUGAUAACUUGCCAUUAAAUGUGUGCUGUCCCUUCAUCUAGAAGUCAGCAAAUCUGUGGACAUCAGUGAUUAGUGGAAAGCACUUGUCACCAUUUAAAAAAGAAAAUGCCAUCUGGCAUCUAAACGGUUAAAAGACCAUUCUAAACCUUAAAACUGAGUUUUGUUUAACUUUGGAGUAAUACUUUUCACCGUUAUGUGUAAUGAUGAACAUGUGGGGGUUCCCCUUGUCAUGCUUGGUACAAGACAUGCAUUUGCUGGUAUAGAGCCCCAUUUAAUUCGUAUUUAUGUGGACUGAUCAAUCUAACACAUAGAAUGUGGUUAUAUGUUGGACAAAUCAAUGAAUGUAUAGGUCUGCUUAGCACUUUGGUAACUUAAACACUGAAAUUUACUACUGUGGACAAGGUAUGCAGGUUGUGAAAAAAUGGUUGUUGUAAUUGCUAUGUUCUCCUCUGUUACAGUACUAAGGCUCGAACAUGCGCAUCCAUCAUUCUUCGUGGAGCUAAUGACUAUAUGUGUGAUGAAAUGGAGCGCUCUGUCCAUGAUGCUCUGUGUGUGGUGAAGAGAGUAUUAGAGUCAAAGUCUGUUGUACCUGGAGGUGGUGCAGUUGAAGCUGCUCUUUCCAUUUACCUUGAGAAUUAUGCCACUAGCAUGGUAAGAAUACACAAAUAGAUGAAUAUGGCUUACUUUAAACAUUGUCGAACACCAACAUUUAUUCAUAAAUUAUUGAGCACAUUUUAACAGGUCAAUGACCUAGUUGCAAGACCAGUCCCAGCACAUUCAGCUGAGCUGUACAUGUUUCUAGGCAUCCAGUCCAUGUUAUGUUGUGUAAACAAAAGUUCAUCUGUGUUUUUAUGGAUUUUACAAUAAAUAUACACUUUACAAUCUUAUGUUAAGCCUGCAGUAAUUGUACAGAUACAUUUUUGUUUUCAAUUUUAGGGAUCCAGGGAACAGUUGGCAAUUGCAGAAUUUGCAAGAGCCCUUCUUGUUAUUCCAAAAACGCUGGCUGUAAAUGCUGCUCAAGAUUCCACUGACCUAGUUGCAAAGCUUCGUGCUUUCCACAAUGAAGCACAAGUUAACCCAGAGCGCAAGAACCUGAAGUGGUAAGUCAAGAUAUAACAGGAGAACAAGGAAUUUUGCAUGUACAUGUAAAAAAUCGAUAAUUCUUUUUGAUGGAUAUCUGCAUAGUGCAGCUGAGGUAAAAGCCUUCAUAAUUGACACUAAAACGAUGGCACUGUAUUAUGUGGUAAAACCAUACAUUGCAAAAUAUAAUAAGAUUGUAAAGUUCUUCAAAUAUGUUGGAUCAGUUUAAGGGCCAUCAAUGUAUGUAGCCUCUACAGUACAGUUUUGAAAUUAAAGUUGUAUUCAUUUACAAGUACUCUUCCUGGCAUAUUUGGCAACUGAACACUCUUGUCACUUUACCCUUUUUGUAGCAAGGUUACACAAAAUAAAGUUAUAAGCAUUUUUUAGAAGACCUCUAACUAAGAAUUGUAAAUUUAUAUAUAAAGGUAUAUUUGUAAACAUAAGUAAAAUUUAGAAUGUGUGCACUAGUGAAUAGUCCGUGAAAAUACUUAAAGGGACACUAUAGUCACCAUUUGCUCUUGUAAGUAUCCUACCCUGCAGGGAUUAUGUCAACACUGUCUUUUUAUAGAAAAAGCAGUGUUUACAUUGCACCCUAGGGACACCUCCACUGGACGUUCCCCAGAUGACCACUGGAGGUGCCUCCUGGGGCAGUGCUGCACACACUGCAUGGAGACACUGAACUUCUCUCCUAGAGAUGCACUGAUUCAUUGACUUCUAUAAGGAGGAGCUGAUUGGCUGAUUGCCCCAACCCCCGUCUCCUUGUCUAUUUCAGCCAGUCAAAUGCUUUGUCCAAAAUCAUUUAAUUCUGAUGUCAGCAAGGAGGCGAAUAUUACAAAGCCUUGGGAUUAAUCUUGCUUUCAAGACUCUACAUUCAGCAAUGGGUGUGAUGUCUAGUUUCAGAAUAUUACUACUAAAUGAAAAAUUACAGAUUUGUAACCUUAAAAAGUUAUAGCAGUGCUGUAACUGGGUGAAGUGUAACGAGGAAAAAUAGCAACUCAGCGUGAUUGUGCCAAUGUGUCUUCUCAUGAAUUAUCUUCCUGCAGGAUUGGUCUAGACUUGCUUAAUGGAAAAGCACGGGAUAACAAGCAAGCUGGUGUCUUUGAGCCCACAAUGGUGAAGACAAAGAGUUUAAAAUUUGCAACAGAAGCUGCAAUUACUAUCUUGCGAAUUGAUGAUCUAAUUAAAUUGCAUCCAGAGCCAAAAGAGGAUAAAGGAAAAUACCACGAAGCGGUUCAGUCUGGGUCUAUUGAAGGUUAAGUUGGCCAAGAGGAGAUUUUUUUUUUUUCUUCAAUAUUACUCUAAUUUAUAAGUAAUACAUUUUCAUUGUUCAUCUUGCACUUGUAUGGUCUUGCACCUAAGCGUACUCACUUUAAUAAAGGUAACUUGGCAACCUAAAUUUACUGGUAUUUCUUUUGGGUUCAGUAAUAUUUGCAUCCAAAUGGGAGUUUUACAAAUCCAGUUUGCUGUGACACACUAGAAAGGGAACUCAGGCCUCAAAACAUCCACUAGCCAUUGGCAAAGUGAAAAUUCAGACUUUGCAAAUAGACUGUGUUUCACUGAAAUGUCAUCCAGCCAAAAGAUAUACUAAGACCAAGUAGAACCUCUCAGCAUGUUGACACUGGGUGAAGUACAGCACUGAUAUCUGUUACUUGGCAGCAGGAGGGAGACAUCCAUGAGGGACAGGUUCAGGUAAGUAUAGAUUACCUUUGCUGGGAAACCAGACCCCAAGCUGUCACUGUGGAGAGUCUUUACAAAGACAAUGGCAGCAGACUACUUUAAUAUCUGAGUUUUCAGUCUUUCAGGGGAGAUCCAACCUACCUUGCUUCAUGGACAAAUGGGCACAUUCUGGCAGUGAAGCCUGUUUCAGGGCUACAGUUGUGUAGCAUCCUAAUUUGCAUGGCUAGGAGCAUUGACAAGCUAGGAUGCUUCAUGGAAGCUGGUAUGUUAGCUUGUAGUGAAUACUAGAUUAUGCAAUCUCCAGCCUUCACUUCAAAAACCAUAGAGUGACAACAGUGGUAAGGUAGUAUAUAAGCUAGUUUUUUUUUUUUUUUUUAGUAAAACGUUUUGUAUAGAAAGUAAUGCAUUUUAAGUGAUAUCACAAGCAGCAAAUAGCUGUGUAAUUAACUUUUUCGGGGUUUGUUCUAAAGCUGAACUUUGUUUACAAACAGUGUAAGACACCUCCUUUCUAAAUAAAUAUAGCCAUGACUUUAGUCAGAUGUUAGUUUUUCUUAAAACAUUUAUUAAACUAACUGGAUUUGUGUGCUUGUGUUGCGCUAGACACACCCAUCCAGAAUGAUCAUAUGUGGAAUGUUAAUCCUUAGUAUAGCUUUACAUGUCUUGCAUCUUGUUUCAAAUUAGUGAAAUUAUAUGGUGAUAAUGCACAGACAAUUUCAGCAUGUUCUUUCAACACACAUUGCAAUUCCCAUGCCACCUCCUAUGCAAAGAGCAGCCACUCCUUUCUUUCCACUCGUUCUUUCCAAAGCGUAUAGCAAGGUAACCAAAAUGCGACACCCAGACAUUCCAAGAGGGUGACCAAGGGCAAUUGCACCACCUUGACUGUUAACCUGAAAUACAAAAAAGAGCAAAUGCACUAUAGAGUAUU